Messenger RNA from Ruditapes philippinarum (Manila clam), 3217 nucleotides. RefSeq lists its product as uncharacterized. The record is from RefSeq and is a predicted model, not a curated record. The coding region runs from base 340 to 2757 and encodes 805 amino acids. NCBI's taxonomy places the organism in Eukaryota, Metazoa, Mollusca, Bivalvia, Venerida, Veneridae. Gene Ontology annotation, molecular function: protein binding. The transcript is spliced from 8 exons.
ACUCGACCGCCGCGGCAGUCUGUAAUUAUCCUAGUGAAACAACUUAUAUUGCACGGAUUUUUAGCAUUUACAUGUAUUUGUAAAAAUACAGUGGACUUUAUUUUUUAAAGCAAAACAAUGAAGUAACCAGCGAUGUGGAUCCGGCUGGCGUGUAUAAGUUUAUACACAAAAUACAUAAAUGCGAGCCUUAACAACGCACCCGGAAGUAAUUUUAAAUAGUGAAGAAAAAUCAUGUAGAAAAUGAUAUUUUAAGUGGUUAGAUGGGGAAAUAUGUAACGUGUAAUAUAAAACAGAUGUAGAUUUUUCAAAUACAACAAAUCUAUAAAAAAAAAUAAGAAAAUGAAUACAACAGCGAUGGAAACUUCUAUAGAUUCGGAAUCAAGUCCAGAGUAUAUGUUUAUAGGUCGGGAUCACGAUUUCGCUGUGUUAAAUGAGAAGUGGUCUUCGUGUAGGAUAUUUGGAACAUUUGGUUUACGUGCAGUAGGCAAAUCAAGAUUCGUGAGAGAGUUUAUCAGACGGAAACAUAUUGAUGUGUUACCUGUUCAUCUAGACACGGUGAACGAUGUCCGUUCUCUUUAUUCUGUCCUAUGUGCUUCACUUAAUACAGAACCUGAGAUUCAAACUGUAUCAUCAAUAAGAUGGAUGAAACAUGUAACGGACGAGCUCAAAAAGAAUUCAAAUGACAGACAAUUAGCUGUUUUCUUUGACAACGCUGAGGAUACCAUUGAAAGUUCAUUUAAGGACAAUCUUUUGUCAUUGAUUGUUGCUGUAGCCAAACAAUGCCCUCGAGUGAAGAUCUUUGUAACUUCUACUACAAGAAUUCAGUUUAGUCAACUUAGCAAGGUUUAUUGCUUACAUGAAUUAAAACCAAUGAGGUACACGGAAUCUAGACUUAUGUUACAUACUAUUGCCCCUGAUAUUGACCUUGGUACAUGUGAAGAUGUUAUAAUAGACCUUAGUGAAGGACUUCCUCUGUUGAUAUUAAUGAUUGGUGCAGAGCUGAAAAUUAAUUUGAUAUCUCCAGAACAAAUGGUUGACCUUUUGUUGCUCAGCAGACUCGAAACCCUCAGCAAGGAACACUAUCCGGUUGAAGAUAGAGUAGCUGAUGUUUACAGAAACUUUAUUCAGCGUUUAUCGACUGUAUAUCAGCAGUACUUGUCCAGUCUUAACUAUAUCCCUGGGUCGUUUAAUGCAGAGGAAGCCAGUGGACUUUUAGAUUUUGGAAGUGUAGCAAUAGCAAAGCAACAAGGAUUAAAGCCAAUACUGGUCAGACACGUGAUCAACUAUGACACGUCAUCCCAGCGUUUCAACAUUCAGGGAAUACUUCGAGAGGUGAUCAAUGCAAACUUUGUUAUCAAAGAUUUGCCAGCUAUAAGGAUGAGAUAUUGUAAAGUGUUCACUAAAGUUAUGAAAGAUAUCGCCAAGAAAAUGCCUACAGAUGAAUAUACACGAGCACUGUCAACAUUUGUUGAUGAACAACCCAACUUACGGAAACUUCUAUAUGAAGUCAACAAUAUCAUGCAAGAAACGUCUACAUACCCAUUCUUUAUCGAAAUGGCGUCAUCUUGUACUGAGCUCAUCGAAAUAUUUAUGCCAAGUGAAAGUGAGCAAUUUUACAAUGGCUGCCUAAGAUUAGCGGAUAGAUAUGGAAAGGACGUUGACAAGGCUGUCGUAUUGAUAGCUGUUGGAACCAUGGAAACUUACACAAAGGGCGACCUUCACACCGGUAUAAUGAAGUACAAAUCGGCGUUAGAUAUCAUCGAAGAUAAAGGAGACCGUAUCCAACUAGCCACCCUCUAUCAGAAAAUGGGAUGGAAUUUAUUCAAACAAGGCGAUUGCAUGGAAGCCAUAAGGCUGUAUAAAAAGUCGUUGGGUAUAUCGUCAACUGCUGGAAAGGACUUUGAACCAUUGACAUUACAAUCUCUUAGUUACUUAGGGGUUGUGCACGUAGUUCUUGGUAACUUUGAUCUUGGUGAAAAAUACCACUCAACUUGCUUGCGACGAAGCGAAGCGCUCCAGGGGAAAAUUCACCCUAAUGUAGGUAAUGCUUUAAACCGGAUGGGAUUGCUUUAUGACCAACGGGGCGACUCGAAAACAGGACUGGAGUUCUUCAAGCAAGGUCUUGAAGUAAAGAGAAAAUCAAAAGCUGCGCCUAUAUCUGUUGUAUAUUCAUUAAGCAAUGUCGCCAAUGGUUACAAAGAUAUGGGUAUGUUCAAGGAAGCUCAUAAGCUUGUUGAUGAAGCCUUUGCUAUUCUGCAAAAUCAGAAAAUGAACAUGCUUGAUGGAUUUUCUCUUCUGUAUAAUACUAGAGGUAAAAUAUAUGCAAGGGAAGGAAAAUUUAAGGAAGCAUCUGAGGCGUAUGGCAAAACUGUGGAAAUAACCAGGCAAGUAGAACAGACCAGUUAUAUUUACAUGAAAAGAUUGGUUAAUUUGGCGGAAGUCCUAGAAAAGAGGUGUAAAUUUGCCUCUGCAUUAAAACUUACAAAAGAAGCAAUAGGAUUAAAAGAUGAAGUUAUAAAGGCACUUCCACACAACUCCAUUGUAACCGAAUGUUUACAAUGUAUGUCUCGAAUAUACGACCUUACUGGACAACUUGAAAAUUAUAAAGAAACUUUGUACAAAAUAGAUAAAGAAUGUAAUAGACUUGCUAAAGAGUGUACACUACUAAACAAUCAGCAAAAGCUAGACCAAGUUAAUGAGACCAUUCAAGACUUACAGAUGAAGUUUAAGAAUCUGAAGUGUAGAGAAAAAAAGUGAUUUACUGAUCAGUUGGCCAUCUUGUGAGUGUAAUAUCUGAUAAUAGUUGUAAUACACAAGGAGAAGCAUGAUGUAAAGGAUCACAUUAUUUUGCACACCAACUAUCCAAAUUCUAGGGGUUUUGAUAUAUAGAGGUCAUGACAAAAAUUAUCCAAAGGGCAUGAUUUAAAUAACGUAUGUAGAGGUCCGCUAGGACAUGCUACACUUAAACGUUUGUUUGUAUGUAUCACCAAAGCGGUUAGUUCAGAGUUGCAUUGCAAAUAACCGUUUAUAAACGGCCAUAAAGUUCCAAACUUUCUUAAUUGGAGAAAAAAUCAAAUAACUUCAUAAAUUUUGACAUAAGCCAUGUAUAGUUAGUUUAUAAAAACGUCACGAUUAUCUAAUAAAUAGCGACAUUACAAAUGUGCAUUAAUAUUAUUUCCAGGACCAAACUAAGGACCCGAUAAUCGGUUUCAUAUAU